This is a messenger RNA of Solenopsis invicta (red fire ant), 507 nucleotides long. RefSeq lists its product as uncharacterized. The record is from RefSeq and is a predicted model, not a curated record. NCBI's taxonomy places the organism in Eukaryota, Metazoa, Arthropoda, Insecta, Hymenoptera, Formicidae. Bases 1 to 507 code for a protein of 168 amino acids. The transcript has a single exon.
AUGCGUAGUAAACUUAAUAAUUUAUUCGUUCAUCUAAGUAGAGCGGGAGCUGCAGAAGUAGAGAAACGCCCAGGGCCAAUCUCUACGGCCGUCGCGCCGGUGCUUAAACAAAUGCAGCUUCCGAAGCUGAAGUUACCGAAUUUCUCCGGCGAUCAACUUGAGUGGGAGGGAUUUCAAAACUUAUUUUGUUCGUUCGUUCAUGACAUCACGGGGGUUCCUAAGGUGCAGAAACUUCAGUAUUUGAUGGGGUGCCUAACCGGUGAAGCAGCGGAAAUCGUCACCGGCGUUCCGUUGACGGACAGCGCCUAUGACAGGGCGUGGCAGGAUUUAGUGAUGCGCUAUGACAAUCUGCGCGUUCUACUCUACGCUCACAUGCGUCAUUUGAUCUCUUGUCCGGCAGCCGUCAAAUCUUCGGCUGGUGAGAUCAAGCGACUAUUAGGCGUGCUCAACCAAGUCCGGCGAGCGUUCGCCUUAUUGGGGCGACCAGUAGAGGCAUGGAACGAUUGA